AUGGCAUCAUUGAUGGAGGACUCUUUUUCUGUGUCUGCCACAGAUUUAGUGGAUGCCUCUCUUAAAGGCAGCCCCAUCAAUGUCAGAAAGCUCCAUAAGAGAGCUUUCCUUGCCAGGGAUCUAUCCUCUUCAUCUUCUGAGGAGGAUUUGUUCCCAGUUUUACGUAAAAAGAAUAAAGGAAGGCGGCUGGUCUCUUCCGCCAUUUCCUCGUCUGAGGAAAACUUCUCUGCGCCUCCUUCCCCUCAUACUCGUUUGAGUAAGCAUAAAUUUAAGGGGACAGGACCCCAAAAAAGGAAUAGCGUGUUUCCCUCGUUUGAGCACCAGAAACACCUUCCAGAGAAAAAGGACAAAUCUCGUUGGAGGUUAGAUAGUCCCUCUCCUUCCUCUUCUAGAGCGUUUGCUCACUCUUCCUCCCAAAGCCGUCCCAGUUCCAGAUACGGCUCUCCAGAAAUAGACUGGGAAUCUGAGGAAGUGGUUCGUUCAGCAGCUUCCACUGAGCGAGGGAAGCUAAGCAAUGUUCAGAUGGCCAGAGUAAGUCUCCUAGGAAAGACUCUCCCAUCAAAAUUAUUUCACUCCAGAUGGGCUAUGGAGCACGAUUCUGAGGUUAGAGAUUUUGCAAAACUAGCCUUCAGAUCUCCCUUGGUUAAGGAGGAUGACCUUCUUCUCAGGAACCACAUCGGUAUCCCGGACAUUCAGGCUUUAAUGGCCCCAGAGGUAGAUCCUGCUCUGUUAUCCAUCACAGGGAGCAGCGCAUCCUCUGAUCCCACAGACCAGACUUUUCGCAAUAUACAGUUCAAAAUUGCUGAUGCUGUGGGCCCACUAUUACUGAUGCUGGAUAAGGCAGAAAAAGAAGGCAAUGCUCAGAAACCUUUCGCUUCAUCUCUGUUGGCAUCUAAGAUGGCCCUUUUAAAAGCGUCUGGCAGGGCAGUGCUAAUUAUUGGCCAAUCCUUUAAUUACAUAUCUAACAUCCGCAGAUCCCACUGGCUCCAUGCAGCAGGUCUGUCCGACCUAGCCCCCAAAUCGCAUGAGUUCCCAAAUUUGGAGGAUUCGGUCCCUCGUUCAUUCAGGAGGUUAAAGGCAGUUACAAGGCAAGGAGAUCCUUUUCAGAACUCAAGAAGUCCGUCCCUGGCUACAAAAAGCCCUUUCGGACAGAGGGGCGCCCCAAUAGGGCUGCAGGAGCGUCCCGAGAAGCCUCUCACCAGGCCCAGUACCGCCACUACAGUGGAAGACACAAGCUCCCAGGCGGUGGCAGAGGAGCGCAUUCCAGAGGCGGUUCAGCUUCCAAAAGAAAACCCAUGCAUUCAAGUAAGUGUGCCUCCUCAUAUGCCACUAAAUUGGAAGGAUAUUUCCUCAGACAAAUUGGUUCUAAAGAUUUUUCAAAGGGGUUUACAACUCUGUUUGCAUCCCAAACAUCUGCACAAACUCCCAGGUUCUUCUCCCGGACCUGGACAAAGGGAGCUUGGAAAAUGGAUGCAAUGUCUUUCCAAUGGACAGAUGUUCCAGCCCCUUAUGCUUUCCCCCCUCCAUCUUUACUGAUGAAAGUGCUGGAGAAGAUCCGCAGGGACAGGGUGCAGAUCUUAGUUCUCGUUUAUCCAGUAUGGACCUCCAGACCCUGGUAUCCCUUGAUCCAUCAGUUAGUCAAGGGAACCAAGAUCCCAUUGGGCAUGACAGUGGACUGCUUUCAGGGAACCAGCGAUCUCCUGCUCAAGCUCCCGCAGCUGAUGUGGAUCGCAGCCCAAGUAGGCUGUUAACACAUCCUCUUUUAUCGGAUCAGGUCUUGGAUAUUAUUAACUCAUCUUUAAGACGUAGAACUAGGGUAAGAUAUAGAAAGAUGAUCGAGGAAUUCAAAGAAUGGGAGGUUUCUUUUCUGUCUAACACACAAGGAUCCGAUACCGUUCCAUUGGCUUUAGAAUUUCUUACCCUUAAGUUCCAUUCUGGUUUAUCUGUCAGUUCAAUCAAGACAUAUGGAUCUGCUUUAAACUUCCUGAUCCCCAACCUUACUCAGGAUGCCCUGUAUUUGAGAUUACUAAAAGAGUUAUCCGUCUGCCGCCCAUAUACCCCACGCUACACAUCUACUUGGGAUGUAGAUGUCUUAUUAAAUUUCCUAAAGUCUUUGGAUAAUGCUAAAAUUGAUUUAAGAUGGACUGCUAUUAAGUUGGCUUCUCUGCUGUCCUUGGCCCUGGCAGCUAGAGGAGCAGAGUUAACUCAAAUCCAUAUUUCAGACCAUUGGUUGUCCAGGCCCCCGAGAGGUUUUCAUAUUAUACUAAAAGGCAGACAAAAAACAUCCAAUUUUUCUCCUGGUCCGGUAGAAUUGGACUUGGUCCAAGAUCUUUCCGAACCAGGCUUAUGUUUAGUCAGUUUGUUACAAUCGUACCUUCAACUUUCUGCUGUAUUUAGAAAAGAUAUCAAUCAAUUAUUCAUUACAUCAAGGAAUCCCUUUCGUCCAGCCAAGGUUAAUACUAUUAGAGGCUGGAUACUUUCCGCCAUGUCUUCGGCUGGAAUUGAUGUUUCUGUGUUCAAAAGCCAUUCAAUUAGGGGAGCCUCGGCUACUAAAGCAGCAGGGAAGGGCCUUCCUCUCCCUAUUAUCUUGAAAGCUGCGAGAUGGUUGUCCAGUAAAACCUUUGUUAGAUUUUACUGGAGGCCAUCAGAAGUUGAACGCCUUCAGUUUCUUAGGACCACCACCAGGUGUGUGCUAUUCUACCCACUAGCUUUGCUAGGUGGUUAUGCCUCCCGGAGGACAAAUCAGAGUUUGCAGGAAUCUAUGAUCUGCAAACUUUCUUUGUCUUAG
Messenger RNA from Pelobates cultripes (western spadefoot toad), 2788 nucleotides. NCBI's taxonomy places the organism in Eukaryota, Metazoa, Chordata, Amphibia, Anura, Pelobatidae. The record is from the annotation of a GenBank genome assembly.